Messenger RNA from Symbiodinium necroappetens, 2319 nucleotides. The record is from the annotation of a GenBank genome assembly. Lineage: Eukaryota; Dinophyceae; Suessiales; Symbiodiniaceae.
AUGGAUUUUCUGUUGGAUCAGGCUGUUCUCUGGACUCCCCAGGCCUUAGUCACCAGUCAAAGUCAUCAUGAAUUGCAGUUCGUAGUUGACGGAGAAGGGCAUCUAUCCAGUUUGAAACAGAGCACUCCUUCCCUGAGCAGGAUAACCUUCGUGCACGGGUCGCUGGCCUUCCGAGCAGGGGCUACUGUGGAGUUCUUGCUGCAGAUCGCAUGGCUUUGGGCUGCUGCAGGCCUCCGCUGCGAAGAAGGUACCCGAGUACCUCGCUGGCGGCGCUGGAGCUACUUUCUCCUGACGGCUCUCUGGAUGCUCACCUGGUGGGGGCCAACCGAUGAGCUCACGCUUCCUCGCGCCUCCGACCAUGCCAUCGUUUUUGCAGGCUACUCCUCGCGCCUCAUUCUUUUCUUUUAUUGCAUUACGCGAGCAUGCAGGAAGUGCACUCGCCAUUGUCAUUGCUUUUGCGGCUGCUGCGCACUCUGUCGAGAUGAUUGGAGAUGCUUGGAGAACCUGCCUUGCACACCAGGUCGAGCGCGUCUGCGGUACCUCCUCUACUACCUCUUGACCAGACCGCCCUUUCUGAUCAUCAUGAACCUUCCGAUAGGAUAUCCUCUGGCCUUCCUGGCCUCCUUCGCCCUGGUUCUGCGCUGCGGCCUCGUGCUGCUCGUCGCCAUCGCCCUUCGCCCGGCCCCUGCAGCGAAGGAACAUGAUGUUGAAAUCGAGACGCGUGGCAAGUUUGACAUCCUCCUGGCUCUCCGGCUUUGCGACUUCUCCAUGGAGACCUAUCUUGGUUGUCCGUUUCCGGCGGUGGUCUACGUGACCGCUUGCGGUCAUGCCCGAUUGAAUGGCGAAUACCGCCAGGAAGGGCGUGACAAAGAUGAUCAUCCAGAAUAUGUCCAGACCUCCGGUGAGGCUCGCCUGCAGUUCUGCGAUGGCACUUGGGAGGUUACUUGGACCCCCCGGAAUGCCUCAGAUCCGGAUUUGAAGCUGCGUGCAUAUGCAGAAGAUGCGGCACGGUCGCCGGACCAGGUGGCGAGCCUGUGGUUCGAAGUCCAUGGUGAGGAGCACAUAGCGAACACCAACAUGUGCGUCGAGCUCGGCGACGAGCUCCACCGUAACGUCUGGUUCACGACGUCUGGCAGCUGCGAUCAGCUUGAUGUGCAGUGGCUGAUCGCCGAGCAUCGUGGGUGUCUUGCCGAGGAGGCAGCGGAGGCUCAGGGGCCGCUGGAUGAGGAGGCUCCUGCCAGCCCUGCAGACCCUUCCGCCAGCACAGCUGCAGAGAGACCGGACGAAGUCGCUUUGGUUGUGGCCUUCCGCGGCACGAAUAGCGUGACCAACGUGGCGACGGACGUGCGCAUCUCAUUGAUGCCUUUGGCAGAGGAAUCCAAGACGGGACCCUUUGGCUCUGCGCACGGCCAGCAACCAGUUUGUUUCGACCUCAAAGACAAGGUGAAGGCCAGGCUCUCCAGCCAGGAGGAGAUGCACGCGAGAUCGACGAAUCCUUUCUCGCCAACUCACGCACAAGCACAAGCCCGAGCACCUCUGCGAAGUGGGCGCCAAGACAGUCGGGCUAGUGACUCUGCAGAUGAACAAGAUGCCGACUCGGACUCAUGGCUGUCCGGCUGCUGCCGUGUAGUGGCCGGGUGCUGCUCCCGGGUGUUUUUCCCGUUCCUUCCCUCGGACUUCGAAGACGACGAUGAAGAGCUGAGCUUGGAAGCAUUGGACAAAGUCCGUGUGCACAAGGGUUUCGCAGAGGCCUACGGUGCCGUGCGCACGGAUGUCCUCGCGCAGCUCAAGGAACGAUUGCGAUAUUGGCACGAGAAGGAGGUUCCCGUGCGAGUAUAUGCAACAGGACAUUCCCUUGGUGGUGCCAUCGCCAACCUGUUCGCGUUGGAUCUCAGUGCAGCUCCCCAACAUGACAGUGCAAGGCGAUUCCCUUUCAGAGACCCGGUUGAGGUCUACACCUUUGGCAGCCCACGUGCAGGCAAUGCGUCUUUCCGGAGUCUUUACAACUCCCUGGUGCCACAGACUUUCCGCAUCGUGGGAUCACGGGAUAUCGUGCCCACUCUUCCCCCAAGCAUCGCUUACAGGCAGCUGGGUCGAGAAGUUUGGGUCGACGAGGCCGGCGAGCUUACUUUUGUGAUGUCUUGGGCUAUGCGGCACAUCCUUCCGGCGCGUGACAGUAUCUGGUAUCAUCCCUUGGUUUCGUACUACGCCCUCCUGAACCGCUCAUACUUGCGCAAGGCAGGCCAGAUGUUCUCAUCCGCAUUCCGCGGGGAGUCCAUCGUGCGAGAGGCCCUGGAAGGAAAGCUGAGCGCCAGUUAG